Molecule: messenger RNA, 1023 nt
Organism: Tinamus guttatus (white-throated tinamou)
Lineage: Eukaryota; Metazoa; Chordata; Aves; Tinamiformes; Tinamidae
Source: RefSeq, a predicted model, not a curated record
AUGCCGGCCCCGUGGAGCAUCCCGGCCCCGUGCAGCAUCCCAGCCCCGUGCAGCACCCAGAUCCUAUGCAGCAUCCCGGCUCCGUGCAGCACCCUGUUCCCACGGAGCAUCCCGGCCCCGUGCCGCACCUGGAUCCCAUGCAGCAUCCCGCAUCCCAGCUCCAUGCAGCACCCUGGCCCCGUGUGGGACGCGGCUCCGGCCCGGCUCUACCUGCGCUCGCAGCCCGGCGGCGACGCGGGGCUCUCCCAGCUGUGUCUCCGGGACGUGGACAUGGAUCUCACGAGCGUGGGGAAGGUCUCCGCAGCCUCCCGCGGCUCCAGGGCUCUGCCCGGCGCUCCGGGGCACUCAGAGGUGCCAGGUCCCUCUUGCAGAGCCGCUGCGCACAGGGAAACGCGGUCGCUGUUCGGGAAGCGGCGCUCGGCCUCCCCGGAACGCACCGAGCAGGAGACGGGCUUGGAAAACGUGAUGUCCACAGACAUUGUGCUCAGAGCCCUCGGCGUCUCCUCACGCGGGCAGGAGGUGGAGGCAGCGCGGGCAGCCGGCUCAGGCGGCGCCGCGGGCUCUGCCGCUGCGCUCAGGAAUCCCAGAUCUCGGAAAUACUCCGUGCCAUGGAGAGCGGAGUCCGCGAGCAGGUCCUCGGUGCUGCUGUGCGCGUCUGCGGCGGCGACGUCCAGCUCCAGGGACGAGUCCUGCGAGGGGGGCGCAGCUCAGCGCGCCGGCCCGGCCGCCCUUCCCGCAUCCCGGCCCGCUUCCCGGCCGGCUUGCCCUCGGAGCCUGCGGGAGACAGGAGCCACAUGGAGACCCGGCCGGCCCGGAGGCGGGAGCGACUCGGAGCAGAAAACCCUCCUGGUGUCUAAUCCGGCAGCGCUGGCGCCGGGCGCGUGCGACGCACGGGGGUUUUCCCUGCGCGGGAGAACAAGAGCAGGACACGGCAAGAUGCCAGGCCGACCCAACGGGAAUGAGGGGAAACCGCUGGAAACCCGGCCUGCUCUGGAAAAGUCGCGGCUGAAAACAUCAGCGUGA